Penicillium brevicompactum is the source of this 1119-nucleotide messenger RNA. Its product is annotated as aldo-keto reductase. The coding region runs from base 1 to 1119 and encodes 372 amino acids. NCBI's taxonomy places the organism in Eukaryota, Fungi, Ascomycota, Eurotiomycetes, Eurotiales, Aspergillaceae. The record is from RefSeq and is a predicted model, not a curated record. The transcript is spliced from 2 exons. Gene Ontology annotation, cellular component: cytoplasm.
AUGUCCCAGGCCGGGUAUGGUAUGACUGAGUCUCACCUGGCAGCUCUUCUUCAAUUCCAUUAUAUGACUUUCAGCUACACAGAAGAUAUGAGCAAUCUCAGCUCUCUUCCAUGCCGUCAGCUUGGAAAUGGCCCCCUCGUAUCUCGACUGGGAUUGGGAAUGAUGGGUGCUAGUGGAGUUUAUGGCAAGCCAUCCGGUGAUGAAGAGAGAUUGAAGUUUUUGGAUCAGGCAUAUGAAAGAGGAGAGCGAUUUUGGGAUACCGCUGACAAGUAUGGCGACUCUGAGGAUCUACUUGGCCGAUGGUUCGCCGCCAAUCCCGAGAAACGCAAGGACAUCGUCCUGGCCACUAAGUUUGGCAUCAGAACCACGCCCGGUGUUCCUGGGUUCUCUGUUGACUCCACGCCGGAGUAUUGCCGACAAGCUAUUGAAGCAUCUCUCCGACGUCUUGGUCUCCCAUUUGUCGACAUCUACUAUGUUCAUCGUCUGGACAAGGUGACCCCGAUCGAGAAGACAAUGGAAGCAAUGGUGGAACUCAAAGCAGCUGGGAAAAUCAAACACAUCGGGCUGAGCGAGUGUAGCGCCAAAUCAUUGAGACGUGCUCAUGCGGUGCAUCCAGUGACAUGCGUGCAAGUGGAAUACAGUCUGUUCUGUAAAGACAUUGAGUCCCCACAAACACAACUCCUACAGGCUGCUCGCGAGCUAGGUGUUGCCAUUGUCGCAUACAGUCCUCUCGGGAACGGGCUUUUAGGUGGCGCCAUUCGCUCGCGAGAAGAUGUGACUAAACCUGGUGACUCAAGGGGAGCUUUGCCGUGGAUGAGUGAGGAGAACAUUGAGAAGAAUAUUGGGGUUCUCGACAACAUCUUGCAGGUUGCCGACUCGAUGAAGAUAACUUCGGCGCAACUAGCUCUUGCGUGGCUGCUUGCACAAGGCGACGACAUCUUUCCUAUCCCGGGAACCUCGAAGAUCCAUCGAUUGGAAGAAAAUCUGGGUGCGCUUUCCGUCUCUUUGUCUGAUGAUGAUGAACGGAAAUUGCGUGAGGUUUCAGAGGAAAUCGUGGGUGGGAGAUUCCAAGCAAGGACUGGGUAUGAUUUUGCGGAUACACCCGACUUGGAUCACUGA